Messenger RNA from Kickxella alabastrina, 1453 nucleotides. RefSeq lists its product as uncharacterized. NCBI's taxonomy places the organism in Eukaryota, Fungi, Kickxellomycota, Kickxellomycetes, Kickxellales, Kickxellaceae. Bases 94 to 1392 code for a protein of 432 amino acids. The transcript has a single exon. The record is from RefSeq and is a predicted model, not a curated record.
ACCUCUCUUUCUUUAAUUAAAGCAAGCUUUUUUUUAUAUUUGUACACCUAAAUAUAUAUUUUUUACACCUUCCACACUAUAACUUUUUCCAUCAUGGUUCGUGUUUGCACCCUUUCACUCCUGGCCGCACUCAGCUUUCUGGCAUCCUCAUACUCCACGACAAUGGCGCGCGCCGAGAGACAACACGUCCUGCAGCAGCACCAACAUAACAGCAGCACAAAUGGCAUCCAAAGCAUCGACAAUGAAACCAUCUGCUCAAUGAACACAUCCGGAGACCAAACCUGCUACCCGCGCAUAUUUGUGGCAACCAAGGAGUUUCAAAUAAUCCAGCUGGGCCAAGACAUCCCCCCAGGCCUGCACGUGCAAAUAGACAUGACUACGGGCGAACGGCGAGCACGCCUCAUGGACGAAGCCGACACCGACGCAAAAGCGCUGGCAAUAGUGCCAGACAAAGAAGACGAAGACAAAUCGCAAUUGCCGCUGCCGCCGCCAUCGCAUCCCAGCAUGAGCCUGGCAUAUAACACCAAGAUGCAGGAGUACAUCGACCGGCUGGUUUCCACCGCAAAUGCACCACCGGACCGCACACAGACAGACUCUCUGAUGCAAGUCCUUGGGGAGCUCGAGGACUUGGUGCAUGAGACACGGCAUGCCGAGCAGCUUCUGCGCGACCCCGGUGCAGUGAGUGCAUUCCUGCGGCUCAGCGACCCCAGCGCAUCAUCAAUGCCCUGGCCCUCCACCGUGCGCCGUCUCUCCUCCAUGGUUCUCGGCGCCUCCGUGCAGAACAACUACAAGCUGCAGGAUAUUGCCUUCCGCGCUAACGCUAUUCCCUCGCUUCUGCGCGCCAUGUCCGUGGAUUCUGACCUGCGCACUGCCGGUAAGCAUAUAUUUGCUCUCUCUGCGUUGGUGCGCGGUCACGCCGGCGCCCUGGUGCAGUUUGCGGAUCGUGGCGGUCUGCGCCUCCUGCGCGACCUCAACCCUAUGGCUGCCGCUGUCAACGACGACAACGAGUAUGAGGCGCGCAGACUGGAUCUGCGCAUUGUGCGCUUUAUCGAGGACCUGUUCAACCCCGAGUUCAACCCCGAGGUGCCCCGCGAUGCUGCCAGCUUGGUUGCCCAGAACGCUGCCACUUGGUGCAAUACCCUGGCUGUGCGGUUGAUUGACAGUCUGGAGGAUGUUGAGGUUGAGAGGGGCGCGGGAGCGGCUGCGUCAAAGUAUGUACGCCGCUCGGCGUAUGCGCGCGCACUGCAGUCACUGAGGGCGGGGUACCCAGCGACCUGUGUGACGUCGGCAGAGCUCAAGCACUGGCUGCAGGAUGAGAUCGCUCGUGUGCCGAAAUCUGACGACGAGAGCGCUGAGGAGUACCGCCAAGCGCUGACCGAGCUCGACUACUAACAAACCAUUUGUAAUUUUUCUUUUAUUAAAGAUGCUCAAUAAUAAUAUAAACUUGCGUUUU